AUGCAUCUUAUGUACUCUCUGGGCCCCGAUGGCAAGCGGGUUUACACCCUCAAGAAGGUCACUGAGGAUGGCCGGGUCACCAAGAGUGCUCACCCCGCCCGUUUCUCCCCCGAUGACAAGUACUCUCGUCACCGUGUCACCCUCAAGAAGAGAUACGGUCUUCUUCUGACCCAGCAACCUGACAAGGAGGCUGCUCAGCUGUGAGCUGGUUGACGGAAUGACAUGAUCGAGAUACAAAAGGUGCUUUGAAUCAUUUAUGGCGAAUGGUGUUAUCAAUGGUAUUGGACGAUGAGAAACUUUUGUUUGGUUUCUGUGUGGUGCCCAUGGCCAGUAUCUUAGUGUGGUCAAAAUAUACCUUCGAGGAAAUUGUUCUAUAUUCGUUGCCUCGCAAAUCAUAUGCGACAUGCUCUAUAAUCGUUGAUCUCGACCAUCAUCAUAAUCCAUCACAGCCAUAGAC
This is a messenger RNA of Aspergillus sclerotioniger CBS 115572, 457 nucleotides long. Its product is annotated as H/ACA ribonucleoprotein complex subunit NOP10. Gene Ontology annotation, molecular function: box H/ACA snoRNA binding; telomerase RNA binding. Gene Ontology annotation, cellular component: box H/ACA snoRNP complex; box H/ACA telomerase RNP complex. Bases 1 to 204 code for a protein of 67 amino acids. The record is from RefSeq and is a predicted model, not a curated record. NCBI's taxonomy places the organism in Eukaryota, Fungi, Ascomycota, Eurotiomycetes, Eurotiales, Aspergillaceae. The transcript is spliced from 4 exons. Gene Ontology annotation, biological process: positive regulation of telomerase RNA localization to Cajal body; rRNA pseudouridine synthesis; ribosome biogenesis.